AUGAUGUUCAUUGACAGUCCCAUGCUUACUCUCUAAUUAAUUGCAAAAUAUCAAUUUUGAUAAAAAAUUAAUAAAAUAAUUACUUUAAUAAUAAAGAAAAAGUCACAUAAAUAAUUAGUGAAUGGGGAAUUAGAGCUCUUUAUUCUCUUCCAAUUCUUUUUAUAGUGUUCCUCUCUUGAACAAUUGUAUUUUUCUUUUACAAAGGCUAUAUUUUCCUUGUCCAAUGCACCCUACUUAAUUCGAUUGUGUACAUCUCUUUUCAUACAAGUCUAUUUCUCAUGUAUUGGAGCUACUAUAAAGCGAUUACUACAGAUCCUGGGACUAUCCCUCCAAACUUCAAAAUUACCAGCAGCUCAUCAUCUCUUGAAGAAAACGAUAGAAUAAAGGAAGAACAAUAUUGCGGAAAAUGCGAGAUGGAGCGACCUAGCAGAUGCCAUCACUGCCAUAUAUGUAAUAGAUGCAUCCUCAAAAUGGAUUAUCAUUGCCCAUUUAUUGGAAACUGUGUUGGGUUCUUCAAUAUCAGGUACGUUUGCCAAUUUAUGGUUUAUGCAUCAAUUUGUUCAAUAUUUGUAGGAUCAUGCUGUGGGCAUUUAUUUGUCGUAAAUGAAGGAGAAGCUUCAAUUUUCACAAUGUGUGGGAUGCUAAGUGGGUUAGGAUUAUCUGCAGCGCUGCCAGCUUUGGCAGCUUUUGACUGUUGACUUAUUGUCAAUAACAGGAGUGUGAUGGAAUUGCAAGAAAAUACUUUUGAUAAUAAGUAUGAUUUAGCCCCCUUUUAGAUUAGAACAGGUAAAAUUUUCAUUUUUAAGACUUUAACCCCUUUAAAAUUGUUUUUAUUUUCACUAGGGAAAUUUUAUAGCUGAAAACGAUAAUUUUCAAAAAUUAAUAAUAACUAUAAUAUAAUUUUUAAAAAAAAAAUAUUAACUCUUUGAAGUGGAACAGGAUUUUUGUUCCAAUUUAAAGUGGAGGUGUUAGGAGAUGGCAAAAAGAACAUAUGGCAGGUUUGUGGAAAAAGUAUCCUUGGAUAUAUACUGCCAAUAAAUACUAAAUAUGAAGGAGAUGGUAUUAAUUACGAAAUCUCAGUAAAUUAUUGCCAGGAAGAGCUAAAGGAAACAGAAAAAGCCUCAGAAGAGAUCUAA
Blepharisma stoltei is the source of this 1136-nucleotide messenger RNA. NCBI's taxonomy places the organism in Eukaryota, Ciliophora, Heterotrichea, Heterotrichida, Blepharismidae. The record is from the annotation of a GenBank genome assembly.